Babesia bigemina is the source of this 759-nucleotide messenger RNA. RefSeq names its product small GTP-binding protein, putative. Gene Ontology annotation, molecular function: GTP binding; GTPase activity. Bases 1 to 759 code for a protein of 252 amino acids. NCBI's taxonomy places the organism in Eukaryota, Apicomplexa, Aconoidasida, Piroplasmida, Babesiidae. The record is from RefSeq and is a predicted model, not a curated record. Gene Ontology annotation, cellular component: endosome. The transcript has a single exon.
AUGAGUUCCAAGAAGAGCUACAAGACAGUCCUGCUGGGUGAUGCCUCCGUGGGCAAAUCCAGCUUCGCCGUGCGCCUGACGCGUGGCGAGUUCUCGGACAGCACGAACUCCACCAUCGGCGCGGCGUUCUUCACGCACACGGUCCGCUGCAGCGUGCCUGCUGCAGCAGGCGCCGCAGACAGCGCCGCGGCGCCGCGCGACCGUGCAUCGCAACCGGGCCGUGACCAGGCCUCCGGGCGGGGCGUGCCCGGCGCUUCAUCGUAUUCGCCCGACGAUGCCCCGGCGGGGCAGGUCAGCGUGAAGUUCGACAUCUGGGACACCGCGGGCCAGGAGCGCUUCAAGAGUAUCGCACCCAUCUACUACCGCGGCGCGGCGUGCGCCAUCGUAAUCCUGGACGUCUCCUCAUCGCAGAGUCUGCAGCAUGCUGCUUCGUGGGUGAACCAGCUGCGCGUCGCGAACUCCAACGAGACCAUCGUGGUGCUGGUGGCCAACAAGGUGGACCUGCUGGGCGCCAACGAGGAGCACGCGCGCACGCUGGAGAACGCGCGCUCCUACGCGCAGGAGCAGGCGCUGCUCUUCGUCGAGACCAGCGCCAAGACCGGGCAGAACAUCUCGGCGGUGUUCGAGAUGCUGGCCCAGGAGAUCCUGCGCAACCCCAAGCGCUUCGAGCACCCCUCCGCUUCGAAGGCCUCGAGGGCGCUGAAUGUGAACGAGUCGAGUUCGCGUAUGAUAAAAUUGAACUGCUGUGACAGCGCGUGA